This is a messenger RNA of Vigna unguiculata (cowpea), 1375 nucleotides long. RefSeq names its product transcription factor MYB1R1-like. Lineage: Eukaryota; Viridiplantae; Streptophyta; Magnoliopsida; Fabales; Fabaceae. Gene Ontology annotation, biological process: response to ethylene; response to gibberellin. Gene Ontology annotation, molecular function: DNA binding. The record is from RefSeq and is a predicted model, not a curated record.
UUUUAAACAUCUCUGUCCCCUCACCACACCUCUUCUCUUUCCUUUCUCUCUCUUAUAUUAAUCACUUCCUCACACAUUCACUGCAACAACGCCACAAUUCACUUUUCCCUCUCACCGGAAAAUGCCUCUCUCCUCCGCCACCGCUCCUCACUCUGCCUCAUCCGCCGAGAUCAUGCUGUUCGGAGUCAGAGUCGUCGUCGACUCCAUGAGGAAGAGCGUCAGCAUGAACAACCUCUCCCAGUACGAUCACCAUCGCGAUACCGCCGCCGCCGCCAAAGACGACGCCGCCGGCUACGCCUCCGCCGAUGACGCCGCUCCGAACAACUCCGGGAAAAACCGCGACCGCAAGCGAGGGAUUCCAUGGACGGAGGAAGAGCACAAGCUGUUCUUGGUUGGGUUGCAGAAAGUGGGGAAAGGUGACUGGAGAGGAAUCUCAAGGAACUAUGUCAAGACACGGACACCAACUCAAGUUGCUAGCCAUGCUCAGAAGUACUUUCUCCGCCGUACCAACUUCAAUCGCCGUCGCCGUAGAUCCAGCCUCUUCGACAUAACCACCGAUUCGGUAAGUUCUGUUCAGGUCUCUACAACCCCGAUGGAAGAAGGAGAGAUCCAGCAUGAAGAUAAUGUGUCUCUUGUGCAUCCCAUGUACCCUGUUACGGGUGAAGGAAGCAACAUGAACGGAUUUUCAAUGUUGCCUAUGUAUUCGAAGGACAUUGCUGAAGCUGGGAAUCCAAUGAAAAUACUUACUUUGGGACAAGGAAAUAAUGUGGAACAGAAUGGGCCUUGUACUAAGCUAGUUUGCACAACACCCCCAAUUGUUCCAGCGUCUGAUAUCACUGCCACCAGUUUAAGUUCAGUUGAUCCACCAACACUGUCUCUCGGGUUAUCUUUGUCAUCUACUCAAAGACAAACUUCAUCAAUACAUUCAGCUUUUCAUUCACUCUCGCGUUUCAACAAUGGAGAUAGCGUCAUAACCGUUGCUUAGAAUGAUUCAGAGACUUUGGAUUCAGAGAUUUUGAUAUCUCAGAUCUCCUUGAUGUUAAAGGAUAAAAGAUGUUAAAGGAAAGGACGAUGAAUUAGAGAAGGCAAUAAGGUAAUAAGUCACCAAAUUGAUCCUUCUGUUCCUUGUACAGACCCUGGAAAGGUCCUGUCAUGGUUUUGUUUAUUGUUUAUUGCCUCUUUUUAUGUUUGUAGUUACUAUAACUGAAAAUAACGAACUACUUCCUGUUAAUUUUUAAUCAAUAUAAAUCUGGACUAUACCCAAGAAUGAUCUCUAGCCCUUUCUGGGAGCAAUUAUAUACAUGAGUUUCAUGUUGCCACUGUACGUCAUCUGCUUUAGCAAAUUGACUCAUUUUUCUUGUUUUUUCUUAGUGAA